Penicillium maclennaniae is the source of this 960-nucleotide messenger RNA. Its product is annotated as 3-hydroxyisobutyrate dehydrogenase. The record is from RefSeq and is a predicted model, not a curated record. Gene Ontology annotation, biological process: L-valine catabolic process. Gene Ontology annotation, cellular component: mitochondrion. The coding region runs from base 1 to 960 and encodes 319 amino acids. Gene Ontology annotation, molecular function: NAD binding; NADP binding; 3-hydroxyisobutyrate dehydrogenase activity. The transcript has 3 exons. NCBI's taxonomy places the organism in Eukaryota, Fungi, Ascomycota, Eurotiomycetes, Eurotiales, Aspergillaceae.
AUGGCGAACAUCACCUGGGGCUAUAUUGGCCUGGGCAACAUCGGAUAUCCCAUGGCUAUCAAUAUUCGAAAGAAUAUGCCAGUCUCCCAUAAGUUGAUUGUGAUGGAUUUAAACAAGGUAGCAGUGAAUAAUUUCGUGAAAGACGUUGCCAGUCUUGCGAAGAGCGGGGAUGGCGCCAAUUCAAUGCUCGUGGAAACUUCUGACAACGCUAAAGAGGUGGCGGCCAAAUGUUCUGUACUUAUCACCUGCCUCCCAUCGUCAAAGGCCGUCGAGGCUGUCUUCAAUUCCAUAGUUGAAGAUGGGGAACUUCCACCAUUGCAGCAAGAGCGUCUUUUUAUCGACCUUUCCACAAUCGAUCCUCAUACUUCCCAGAAGGUCGCCAAACUCGUCCAUGACUCGAAAAAUGGUCAAUACGUGGACGCACCCGUAUCAGGAGGCGUGGCUGGAGCUCGUGCGGGGACUUUGUCACUCAUGUUCGGCGCUCCCAGAAUUGAUACAUUACUUGAGCGGAUCCGUUCCAUCUUGUUCCUGGUGGGUGAUAAAGUUUGGCAUAUGGGUGAGCAAAGUGCCGGAGUUCGCAGCAAGAUUGCCAACAACUACAUCCUGUGCAUCAACAACAUCGCCACGGCAGAGGCAAUGAACAUGGCAAGACAGUGGGGUCUCGAUGCCAAGGCCCUCACCGAUAUGCUCAAAGUUUCGACCGGGCGUUGCUGGCCCGUGGAAGUUAACAACCCCGUCCCUGGCGUGAUCAAGGAUUCCCCCGCGUCUAAGAAUUAUGAACCGGGUGGCACCGUGGCCAUUAUCAAGAAGGAUCUUGGACUGGCUAUUGCUGAUGCAAAGGCAUCUAACGCUGCUCUUAGACUAGCGGACGUGGCAUGGGAAGUGUAUGAUGCAGUGGAGAAGGAGCACCACGGAAAGGACUUUUCUAUCGUGUACCAGUGGUUGCAGACACAGGCAUGA